UACUUCUCGUGGACAGUCUCUGAAAACGUAAAAUCCAAGAAUGUUUUCGAUUCUUCUCCGGUCGUAGAGAUUCUAGAAACUCCGGUGAAAUCCUUUUACCGGGCUCGAUCGAAGUUACCUUUUUUGAAUCUUCUCUGCUCCGAUUUUCCUUCGUUUUCCUUCAUUUUCCCGAGAAACCAAACAGUUUCGCUUUAUUUUAUUCGGGCGAAAAUUGAAUAAAGCCUCACCAUAGUUGAUCUGCGAAUCGAAGAUCGAGCAAUGGAUUUCUUAGAACUAGAAGCGAUCGAGGGUGUACGGUGGACAUGGAACUCAUGGCCAACAACGAAAUCGGAUUGUAAAUCUCUAGUUGUUCCUCUAAGCAUCAUGUACACUCCAUUGAUGCAGUUCUCCGAGCUUCCCACGAUUCCUUAUGAUCCGCUGAUUUGCUCUCGAUGCGGCGCAGUGUUGAACCCUUACGCUCGUGUGGAUUACCAAUCUCGAAUCUGGGCUUGUCCCUUCUGCUUGCACAAAAACCUCUUCCCUCGCUCUUACGCCGGAAUCACCGAGACCAAUCUCCCGGCGGAGCUUUUCCCGACUUACAGCGCCGUCGAAUACUCUCCGCCGCGUAAAUCCGCAUCCACCACGGCUGCUUCGACCGCUAGCUGGACGAAUGGGAUCGGUCAAGGGCUACAACCGUCGAGAUCGAUGUCUUCCUCUUCGUCUUUCUCGUCUCUCGCUUCUACCGUCGGCGGAGCUGGUGGUGGUAGCUACGGCGAGCUUGGGCCUGCGUUCGUGUUCGUUCUUGAUGCGUCUAUGGCGGAAGAGGAGUUACGGGCCCUGAGAAGCGAGCUUUUGCUAGUGAUUGAGCAGUUGCCAGAGAAUUCCUUGGUGGCUUUGAUUACUUUCGAUUCCAUGGUUAGGGUCUAUGAUUUGGGUUUCUCAGAAUGCUCUAAAGUUGUUGUCUUCCAUGGCGAACGUGAGCUUCCUCCAGAGCAGAUACAACAAUUUCUCGGACUUGGAUAUUCGAAGCAGCUUCAUCAUGGGAAGAUGUCAGCGAUUCGGAAGCAGAGUUUCUUGCUUCCGUUGGGGGAAUGUGAGUUUAACAUAACAUCUGCUUUUGAAGAAAUCGUUACAUCGGUUAAUGUCAAACCCGGUCAUCGGCCUCAUAGGUCAACCGGUACUGCGAUCUCGACAGCACUGGGACUGCUCGAAGGAUGUUCUGUAACCACAGGAUCCCGGAUCAUGGUUUUCACGUCAGGGCCUGCAACAAGAGGCCCCGGGAUCGUUGUGGACUCGGAUCUAAACCGUUCGAUCAGAACACACAGAGAUAUCAUCACUGGUCAAGUGCCUUAUUACGACAGAUCUUGCGGGUUUUACAAGAAACUAGCAAAAAGGCUCUGCGAUUCGUCUGCUGCUCUCGAUUUGUUCGCUUGCUCUCUUGACCAAGUUGGAGCAGCGGAGCUGAGGUACGCAGUGGAAAUGUCUGGUGGGUUUCUCUUACUUGGAGAGACGUUUGAAUCCGAGCAGUUCAAGAAAUGUCUCAGACAUAUAUUCAGCCGAGACGCAGAUGGGAACUUGAACAUGUGCUUUGACGUGUCUAUAGAAGUUGUGACGACUAAAGAUAUGCGAAUCUGUGGUGCGCUUGGUCCGGUUGUGUCGCUUAAGAGGAAGAAUGAUAUAGUGAGCGAAACAGAUAUCGGUGAAGGUGGAACAUAUUCAUGGAAGACGAGCACUGUCACUAAUAAGACUUGUGUUUCGUUCUUCUUUCAUGUGAGCAACGAGCAGAACCGAAAACCGCAACCCGGUUCAGCGUUCUUCAUUCAGUUCAUUACUCGUUACCGGUAUGGAAAUGGAGGAUUGAGAAAAAGGGUUACAACGGUUGCUAGAAGAUGGGUCGCCGGAAAAUCGCCGGAGAUCUCGUCUGGUUUCGAUCAAGAAACAGCUGCUUCGGUUAUGGCGCGGCUUGCGAUAAACAAAGCAGAAGAGUGUUACGCUAGAGACGUUAUUAGAUGGUUAGAUGACGGUUUAAUCCGGUUCGCUUCACGGUUCGGAGAUUAUAUUCAAGAAGAUCCAAAAUCUUUCAGGUUGACUCCAAACUUCUCGCUUUACCCUCAGUUCAUGUUCUACCUAAGGAGAUCACAGUUUCUUGACGUCUUCAACAACUCUCCAGACGAAACCGGGUUUUUCCGGUUAAUGUUAAACCGAGAAGGUGUGGUUAACUCAAUCAUCAUGAUUCAACCAACGCUUCUCCGGUAUUCAUUCGACGGGCCACCGGUUCCAGUCCUCUUGGACAUCCGGUCAGUGACACCAGACGCGAUUUUGCUGUUCGAUUCAUAUUUCUACGUUGUGAUCCACCACGGUUCGAAAAUCGCGCAAUGGAGGAAACUCGAGUAUCACAAAGACGCGAACCACGAGACUUUCCGUAACCUUCUAGAAGCGCCGGAGAUCGAUGUGGUGCAGCUAGUGAGUGAUCGGAUUCCGAUGCCACGGAUCGUACGGUGUGACCAGCACGGUAGCCAAGCUCGGUUUCUUCUCGCUAAGCUUAACCCUUCGGUUACUCAGAAAACCGAUCAUACCGGUGGUUCAGAAAUCGUUCUCACUGAUGAUUUGUGUCUUCAAGAUUUCCUCGACGAUUUGCAAUCUCUGGCGGUCAAAAGCUGAGAGAAAAUCGGUAAAUUGGUUUGGUUUUUUGACUAAUUGGUUAUACGAAUGAUUACCUUAUUAGUGUUCAGCUUUUCCAGAAUCGUU
Messenger RNA from Eutrema salsugineum, 2727 nucleotides. Its product is annotated as protein transport protein SEC23. NCBI's taxonomy places the organism in Eukaryota, Viridiplantae, Streptophyta, Magnoliopsida, Brassicales, Brassicaceae. Bases 259 to 2640 code for a protein of 793 amino acids. Gene Ontology annotation, cellular component: COPII vesicle coat; endoplasmic reticulum exit site. The transcript is spliced from 2 exons. The record is from RefSeq and is a predicted model, not a curated record. Gene Ontology annotation, molecular function: zinc ion binding; GTPase activator activity. Gene Ontology annotation, biological process: endoplasmic reticulum to Golgi vesicle-mediated transport; COPII-coated vesicle cargo loading; COPII-coated vesicle budding.